AAUACGUGUGGUUCUCCUAAAUUGCCUCAACAAGGGUCUCCACAUUCAAAUCACUUACAUACCAGGUCAUACUGGUAUAGGGGGUAAUGAGAUGGCUGACUCUUUGGCUAAGUCUGCUACGCAAGUGGGUUGCAAUACUCACUUCAGUAAUUAUAGUCAAGACCUUGUUCCACUAUCAAAAUUGCGCUUGGAUGGGAAGUGGUUGAAUCUUUGGCAAGAGUCCAGCCGCACAAAAGGUAAAUUCUAUUGGGAUAUUCAGCCUAUUAUUCCACACAAACCGUGGUUUUUCCGUUUUCGCAAAUUUGACAAACUAGUAACAUCCACUAUCUGUCGACUCCGCUUCGGCCAUGCUUGUACUCCUGUCCACCUGGCGAAAAUUAGAGUACGUGAUCACUCUAUUUGUGAGUGUGGAUUGGAUGAAGCCGCUCCAAGUUGAUCAAAAUUUCUGCAUUUUCCCACUCAGUUCCAAAUGUUAAAUGUCACAACCGAACAAGUCUAACUGGUUGAAAUUUGAGUCCUGUCUCUCCCAUAUAUACUGGACAUUGGCGAAGUCCCUUUUUAUUGGGUGGAGCCAUUAAUUAAGAGAAGAAGAAGAAGAAGAAUAA
Molecule: messenger RNA, 605 nt
Organism: Colias croceus (clouded yellow)
Lineage: Eukaryota; Metazoa; Arthropoda; Insecta; Lepidoptera; Pieridae
Exons: 2
Coding region: 92-436 (114 amino acids)
Source: RefSeq, a predicted model, not a curated record